ACGACAGGUACGUAGGUGACGGUAAGCUCUUAUCUGUAGUAGUCUGCCCCGUAUUUGCGCCCCCUGUCGCUUUCGACGAGGUUUCUCCAUUGCAGAAUUAGCCGCCGACAGAAGAGAAGAACGAUGAGCGCUACGCCGCAGACCAUGGAGACCAUCGGGCAGGGCCAAGCGACCCGGCACGCGCCGAGCGAGCCGCUCUUACCCGCUACCUCGGCCAAGGCGCCGCGCACCGGGUUCGCCCUGAUCGCUCAACCCGGUGUAGACGGGACAACAACGGUUUUCUUGAGCGCUGGGCAGCGUGACGCUGUGCUACGCUUCAAGGCCAAGGCGUUGCACCGGGCAAGCGACGGCGCAACUUUGGUCAAGGACUUUACCGACCACCCCGCUCCCGCGAGCGUGGGUCACGCGCUUUCGACGGCGCUCGAUGAAGCCGUUGCGACUAUCGUCGCCGACGUGGUCCAGCGCACGAAACAAGAGCACUUUUUGAAGACGCGAAAGCUCAUCCGCGAGUACAAGGCGGCCGUGAGCGAGGGGCGGGACACACGAGCCCUUGUCGACGCGAUCGACGAGCCGAUCCACCUCAUCACGGCUGCCGACAUUGUCGUCGAUCACAAAUCCAAGGCUUUUACGUUCCAGCCAUCUGUGUAUUGGACGUUCGACGCAUUCCUGCGCGUGAUCCUCGCGGCCGUCAAGAAAAUUCAAUUCGCCAAGCACCAGCUCAUGAACGAGAUUGACAUUUAAAGCGUGCACGUCACUAAUCAAGUAUGGACGUUGUUCAAUCGA
This is a messenger RNA of Saprolegnia diclina VS20, 783 nucleotides long. RefSeq lists its product as hypothetical. The record is from RefSeq and is a predicted model, not a curated record. The coding region runs from base 124 to 741 and encodes 205 amino acids. Lineage: Eukaryota; Oomycota; Saprolegniomycetes; Saprolegniales; Saprolegniaceae. The transcript has a single exon.